Molecule: messenger RNA, 1462 nt
Organism: Aspergillus brunneoviolaceus CBS 621.78
Lineage: Eukaryota; Fungi; Ascomycota; Eurotiomycetes; Eurotiales; Aspergillaceae
Product: NmrA-like family protein
Exons: 3
Coding region: 484-1416 (310 amino acids)
Source: RefSeq, a predicted model, not a curated record
AAAGAAAACACGCCAAUCCACGAGGUAUCUCCCCAUCAACGCUGAAAGCAACCCGCUACAGGCAAAACCUGGUCAGUGGAUACCAAGUUCAGGGGCGUCGGACGGACACGACACCGGCCUCAGCACAAACGGGAUGGGCCUGACCCCUUCGCCGGAAUCCGCCCUGGACGUUGCACAAAGUCUGGGUGAAUUUUUCGGUGGCUCUACGUCUGCCAUUGACUGGCUCACCGGAUCAUUGCUCUGAUGAAUACUAACGAGGGAUGAUUCAUCAUCUCCCGAGUGGCGACUGAAUGAGACAAAUCUGGAUGGCACCCGCCCGCCAAGCUUGAGCUCGGGGUUGAGACUCAACCCGCGAAUUAGUAAACGCCAUGGUUGCAAAACCUAUAAGAGGGCCGACUGUUUCUCAACUUACGAUGAUAACCAUCUUUCAUCUACCACCUAUCUACUAUUCAACAUCUUGAAAACCCGUCCCUCAACUUCAAAAUGGCCAUUACCGUUGGUGUUGCCGGUAUCACCGGAAAGUUCGCUCGCCGGGUGGUCAGCCACCUGCUGCAGCACUCCGACAUCACCAUCCGCGGCUAUUGCCGUGACCCCAGCAAGGUCCCCACGUCCAUCUCCUCAUCCGAAAAGGUUGCCCUUCUAAAAGGGGAUGCCUUUGACAGAGAGGCGAUCCGAUCUUUUGUAGCGGGCUGCGACGUGAUCGUGUGCUGCUACCUAGGCGACGACAAGCUCAUGGUGGAGGGCCAGAAGGCUCUGAUCGACGCGUGCGAGGAGGUCGGGGUGCCUCGUUACGUCGCCAGUGACUGGGCUCUGGAUUAUACCAAGCUCAAGCUGGGCGAGCUCUUCCCGAAGGACCCGAUGAUUCACGUCAAAGCCUACCUGGACACGAAGGAGAAGGUCAAGGGGGUGCACAUCCUGAUCGGCGGGUUCAUCGAGCCGGUGCUCAGCCCCUUUUUCAACAUCCUCGACCCCCAGACCCACACGUUCCGCUACUGGGGUGAGGGCGACGAGUACAUGGAGGGGACGACUUACGACAACGCGGCGGAGUUUACUGUCGCGGUGAUCCGGGAUGUGGAGGCUACGGGCGUUGUUCGCUUCCUCGGUGGUCGUGCCACCAUCCGUGAAAUUGCACAAUCCUAUGAAAACGUCUACGGCGUCAAGGCCAACCUUGAACGACUGGGCUCCCUGGACGAGUUGUACAAGACCAUGCACCAGAAACGGGCGGAGAAUCCUGCUAACAUCUACGGCUACAUGUCGCUCUUCUUCUAUUACUACUGGGUGAAUGGACAGACUUUUGUUGGUCCUGAGACGGAUAAUGCCAAGUACCCCAAUGUCGAGCCGGUUGACUGGGAGAGAUUUAUGAAGCAGUGGCCGCUGCAGCAGCUGCCUACCGCCUACUUCGCUUUGAAUGCUUGAUCCUUGCUAAUGCUUGAUCCUUGCGUUGGUGGAGGGGUUAGUGAAG